Striga hermonthica is the source of this 948-nucleotide messenger RNA. Lineage: Eukaryota; Viridiplantae; Streptophyta; Magnoliopsida; Lamiales; Orobanchaceae. The record is from the annotation of a GenBank genome assembly.
AUGGCCUCCGCAGCACACUUGAAUACCUUACUCUUCUCUGCCGCCACCAGCACAUCACCCAAUCUCCGGCGCAUAACCACCGUGCGCUGCGGUCCAAGGAACAACCGCGGCCCGCUCAUGAAGGGCCGCAUCCUGAGCAUCGAGGCAAUCCAAGCCAUCCAGUCUCUCAAGCGGGCCCACAGAUCCGACCCGGACAACCUCCCCACUCACAUCCUCUCGCGCCUCAUCAAAUCCGACCUCGAAGCGGCGCUGAAGGAGCUCCUCCGCCAGGACCAGUGCGCCGUCGCUGCCCGGGUUUUCUCCGCCCUUCGGUCGGAGCACGGCGCCGAUCUCGAGGCGUACGCCGAGAUGGUGGUGGCGCUGGCGAGGAACGGGCUGGCAGAGGAGAUCGAUCGGCUGAUCUUUGAGAUGGAGGUGGAGGGAGGGAUCAGGUGCGGCGAGAGCAAGGGGCUGCUGAGGUUGGUGCAGGCAUUGAUUGGCGCGGGGAGGAAGGAAUCGACGGUCAGGAUGUACGGGAUGAUGAAGAGGAGUGAGUGUGAGAUGGAUGAUUACUUGGGAAAGGUUCUGAGCAAGGGUUUGAGGGGGUUUGGGGAGGAUGGCUUGGCUGACGAGGUUGGUUUGGAAUUAGGGAGGCUGUACAAGGAAACAAGACCAUCACUUCGCUUUUGCCGAGCGUUUCAAAACAACCGAUUUGUGGAGUCUGUGCUUGAUAGUUACUGGGAGCUGCCACCGGUUGCAGCCUGUCGCUCACUCACCAGACAAGCAGGUAAAGGACGGGUCGAGCGUUUGGGUCCACCAGUGGUCGAAAGAAAGCUCGGGCUCGCCUUCAUAACCCGCGGGAUAGUCGAGAAGCUAAUCCACGAUAACCUCACACUUGAUGACCUUGAGAAAUCAGGAGGAGCUUUAAGCAGCUCCUCGACCUCUUCCAAAGCAAGAGUGAAGAUCUGA